CCCACAACCACCACCUCCAUCUCUAUCUCCAACAUCAGCACCGGGGCCCUCAAAACUCACCAGGCCACUUCUCUGCUCUCGCAGCCACCUCCGCACAGGCAACCCGCCGCCUCCCUCCACCAUGGCUCCCUCCGACAAGCUCGAUCUCGGCCGUGUCCUCGUCAUUGGCGGCUGCGGCUUCCUCGGCCACCAUGUCGUCAACCUCGUCCUCCGCGACUGGAACUCGUCCUCCGUUGCCGUAGUCGAUCUCAGGUGCCAGCGCAACCGCCGCCCUGCCUCUGACGGCGUCGAGUACGUCGAGGCCGACAUCACCGACGCCGACAAUCUCGCAAAGGUCCUGGGCCGCCUCCGUCCAGACGUCGUCAUCCAUACCGCCUCUCCCCCCGCCCAAGGCAGUUCCGCCAUCUCUAACGACCUCUUCAAGAAAGUCAAUGUCGACGGCACUCGUGCCGUCAUUGCCGCCUGCCAGCAGGCCGGUGUCCAGGCUCUCGUAUACACGAGCUCGGCCAGCAUCCUCAGCGACAACACCAGCGACCUCGUCAACGCCGAUGAAGAGUACCCCGUGAUCCGCGGCAAGCAGCAAACCGAGUACUACUCCGAGACCAAAGCGCAGGCCGAGGAGCUUGUCCUCGCUGCAAACCGCGCCGCUGAAGCCCCCAAGUUGCUCACCACCUCUAUCCGCCCCUCGGGCAUCUUUGGCGAGGGCGACGUUCAGCUCGUCUACCACACCGUCCAGAUCUACAAGACCAACAAGGACAAGGUCCAGGUUGGCGACAACUCGAACCUCUUCGACUUUACCUACGUCGAGAACGUCGCUCACGCACACCUGCUCGCCGCCCGCGCGCUGCUGCUCACCGCCAGCAACCCCACGAUACCGCUUGACCACGAGCGCGUCGACGGCGAGGCCUUCAUCGUGACCAAUGGCAGCCCCGUCUACUUCUGGGACAUGAUGCGCGCUAUUUGGCGCGCCGCCGGGUCCCCGCGCGGCACCAGCCACGUCUGGACGCUGUCUCGCGACCUGGGUCUCGUCCUCGGCCUGCUUAGCGAGAUUGCAUUUGGCAUCAUGCGCAAGCCUCCGACCUUCAACCGCCAGCGCAUCAUCUACAGCACAAUGACGCGGUACUAUGACAUCUCAAAGGCGCGGACGAGGCUUGGGUACGAACCACUUGUAACGCUCACCGAGGGCGUGCAGAGAGCUGUCAAGUGGACCAUGGAAAAUGACCCGCGGAUGGGGGCGCCCGUAAAGGCUUAGACGAAGGGGACAGCAGAUAACGUGGACGAUGAGGAAAAGAAUGGGAUCAUGGCAGUAACAGCGUACUUUCACUUCUAUGCAGUAGGCUUGCAUUGAAGAACGUGAAGGUCAGGGCAAAAGGUUGGGAUGGGUAACACGACUAUGUCCAAGGUGACAUGUAUACAGACAU
Messenger RNA from Microdochium trichocladiopsis, 1421 nucleotides. Its product is annotated as C-3 sterol dehydrogenase/C-4-like protein. The transcript has a single exon. Bases 122 to 1252 code for a protein of 376 amino acids. Gene Ontology annotation, molecular function: 3-beta-hydroxy-Delta5-steroid dehydrogenase (NAD+) activity. The record is from RefSeq and is a predicted model, not a curated record. Gene Ontology annotation, biological process: steroid biosynthetic process. Lineage: Eukaryota; Fungi; Ascomycota; Sordariomycetes; Xylariales; Microdochiaceae.